Messenger RNA from Sphenostylis stenocarpa, 312 nucleotides. NCBI's taxonomy places the organism in Eukaryota, Viridiplantae, Streptophyta, Magnoliopsida, Fabales, Fabaceae. The record is from the annotation of a GenBank genome assembly.
AUGAUCGAAGAGGUGUGUGCUUCCGAAGCACCCCAUUCCCAACCCAACCCUGAGCUCUUUGUUAAGUUUGGUUCUAGGCGCACGAAGUUUACCUAUACAUUCUUAAGCGACUGCGAUCGGAACCUCUUCUGCGGCGCAGCAAUGGGACACUCUAACGUGUGGAACUCUCACCCCAAAAAUUACGGCCCUGGUUCUCGCACUUGCCGUGUGUGUGGGAACCCUCAUGGAUUGAUCAGGAAGUACGGCCUUAUGUGCUGCAGGCAGUGCUUCCGCAGCAAUGCCAAGGAAAUUGGCUUCAUCAAGUAUCGCUAA